ACGAUUAAUGAUGGUCUUCAGUCUGUGGAGAUCCUCCGUCCAUCCGGACAUGAACACCUGCUGAAGCUUAGAACUGAUCCAGAACCAGUUAAACACCAGUGCCGACCAUGAAACAUCUCAGACGGAGUGGAGCCACAGAGUGGGGGGGGGGAGCCGUAAGCAGAGAUCCAUCAGGAAGCUCCAGCAUAAACAUCCAGACUGGAGACGGAGGCCGACCAAUCAGGAAGCGGCCCACAGCUGGAUCACGCCUGUAGAGAACGUCCCAGAUGUUCCUCAGCUGGACGUUCCGUCAGCAGGAGCUUCAGCUGCUGGUGGUUCUGCUUCCUGAUUGGAGCGGGACAGCAGAACGGUUCUGGACCCAGCACCUCCAGAGAAGGUCUUCUCACAGAGAGAAGCUUCAUCAUAGUCUGACGGACCUCCUUAGAGUCCGGCAGGAGCUGAAGCUGCUGAUCAGGAACCGGAUCAGAACACCUUUCUGGUCCAUCACGGUGCUUUAGACGGAGAACUGAAGGUUCUGCAGCACCAGAACAUCUGGGUUUUCAGGCUGAUGAAGGACCUUCAGAGUAGAUGAUUCCAGACACUGAAGCAGGAGCUGUGGCCCGGUUUCAUCACCUGAAGCUCAGGAACCGCUGCGCCUUCGUCCAGAAGAAGGUUCUGAUGGUGACCGAGCCGUGUGGGUCCCAGAGGCGGGCCGUGAAGGACCAGAGUCCGUGUGGCGCCGGGUCGCCGGGCUGCCAGAGGAUCACGUACCGGUUGUCCACGCGGCCCACCUUCUGCCAGAAGAAGAAGGUUCUGACCUCCCUGCUGUGGCGCUGCUGUCCGGGUCACAGAGGUCCAAACUGCCACGAAGACGACCCGGCUGGACCCGGGCUGCAGCAGCAUGCCGACCCGAACCGAGAGCAGAACGACUACCAGACGUCCUUCAGCGCCGCGUACGACCCGAACGACCCGGCCCGGCCCGACCAGAACCCAGAACACCGGCCCGGUUACCACCGUCCUCCAGUUUACCAUCAUCAGGGGCAGAACCCGGGACCGCUGCAGCCAGCCUCAGAGGAAACCUUUGCUCUUUACCAAGACGUCCCUGCAGCGCUCCCCGUCCCAGAAAUGAUGGCGCUGGUUCUGUCUCAGCUGCAGCCCAUCCUGGAGGCCUUCAACCGCUCGCUGGAGCAGCUCCACCUGCGGGUGGGGGGGCUGGCUGGAGACGUGGCCGACCUGAGGAGCCGCCCGCAGGAGGCAGGGCUGCAGCUGGGCGGACUGGAGGAGGCCGUUCAGCAGGCGGGGGACAUCAGGAGGCAGAUGGAGGAACAGCGCAGGAACAUGGAGAACCUGCUGCAGCUCCACCUCAGCAGCUUCAGGGUGGAUGUGGACCAGAAGCUGAAGCAGCAGCAGACGAUGCUGCAGGCCAGGCUGCUGGGGGCCAGAAACACCACCCAGGCUGGAGAACAUCUGGACCAGGCCAGGCUGGGGGCCAGAAACACCACCCAGGCUGGAGAACAUCUGGACCAGGCCAGGCUGGGGGCCAGAGACACCAACCAGGCUGGAGAACAUCUGGACCAGGCCAGGCUGGGGGCCAGAAACACCACCCAGGCUGGAGAACAUCUGGACCAGGAUCAGACACCUGAGGACCAGCCGGAGCUCCACCCCCACCACCCGGCAGACAACACGGCGCUGUGGGAGGCCAUCAGACGGCUGGACAUCAUGGUGGUCAACAACACGGUGAAGGUAGACGAGCUGACGGAGGAGGCGGAGGUGUCUUCAGCCGAGGUGGAGCGGCUGACACUGCGGCUGAAGGAUCUGGACCAGCAGAUCAACCAGACGGCCCGCACCAGCCGUGUUCUGUUCAUGGAGACGGGUCUGGAGGUGGAGCGGUCCACGGUGACGGUGCUGCGGCGGGUGGAGCAGCUGGAGAGCCGCGUGGAGCAGCAGGAGGAGCGUCUGCAGGAGAACGAGAAGGACGUGGACCACCUGUACGCCGACUGCAACUGUGGGGAGCUGAAGGCCGCCGUGGCCCGCCUGGAGAGGGGCGUGGCCACCGCCACCCAGCUGGCCAAUGAGAACAGACUCACCCUGAGGGAGAGCAGCGAGGUGGGCGGAGCUACGAGGGGCGGAGCCACGAGGGGCGGAGCCACGAGGGGCGGAGCCACGAGGGGCGGAGCCACGAGGGGCGGAGCCAGGGACUGGGAGCCGGAGGUGGAGGAGCUGCAGAGGGGUCUCCAGCAGGUGGAGGAGUCUCUGGCCUCGGAGCAGAACCGAACCAGAACCACGGCCCACAGGCUGGCCCAGCUCGGCAGCGCCGUCUCAGCUCUGCAGGAGGCGGAGGUCCUGCAGGAGAACCAGGCGGAGAUGCUGACGCUGUCCUUCCGCUCGCUGCUGCAGGACGCCAUCCGCCACAGCGACGUGCUGCAGCUCCUGCUGGGCGAGGAGGUGCUGGAGUUCCUGGAGUGGCCCGUCCAGGACCAGGAGGCCCACUCCAUCCCCGCCCUGAAGGAGCAGGUCAGGGAGCUGCAGGAGCAGCUGAGGAGCCGGCAGGAGGCGAGGAGGCUGCAGGAGCGAGGAGCAGGAGGCCAGGAGGAGGAGGAGGUGCCCUCUGCUGACCAGCCCGCCCCGCCCCGCUGGCCCCCCGCUGGCUCCGGGAGGCCCGGCGGAGGAGCUCCGGCCAGGGAGACCCCGCUCCUCCUCCUCCACCCGGAGCUGGAGCAGCGCGCCGGGGACGGCAGCGACCUGUGGAAGCUGGAGAAGAAGGUGGAGCAGCUGCAGCAGAGGGUGCUCCUGCUGGAGGAGAGGUCCUGCUCCUGCAACGGCACGCCGGCGGAGGGCGGAGCGCCCCCUGCCGGCCUGGACCUGCAGCUGCGGUGGCUGCAGAGAGGCCUGGAGGAACACCUGCGAGUCUUCAAGAGCGUCUUCAGCAACGCCGACACGGUGGCGGCGUCUGGAGACGCGCUGGAGCUGGACCAGCUGCAGGAGGUGCUGAGGAGGAGGGGCCGGAAGCGAGGAGGAGGAGGAGGAGGAGGAGGAGGAAGAGGAGGAGGAAGAGGAGGAGGAAGAGGAGGAGGAGGACACCGCAGCAGGAGGGCGUCAGCAGGUGCGCCUUUCCCGUCCAGCCAAUCAGGAGUCUCUCUGCUGUUUGUGGGCGGAGCUCCUCGGAGCGCCGCCGACGGUACCGUCACGUUCAGCCCGUCCCUGAACCGGGACCGGUUCUAUUCCGACACCGGGGUCUUCACGGCUCCUGCGGACGGGCUCUACCUGUUCAUCCUGACGCUGCACCUGAGGCCAGGCUCCGCCCACGUGGCCCUGCGGCGCGUGGAGGAGAGGGGCGGAGCUCCAGCGGCUCUGCAGGUGGAGGGGGCGGGGCCUUGGAGCAGGGUGGGCCUGCUGCUCCUCAGGGAGGGGGAGGAGCUGAGGCUGGAGGUGAGGGGGGAGUGGGCGGAGUCAGAGAGCAGCCAGCUGGCGGUGCUGCAGCUGCGCACCACCUGAGGGCUGUGAACCAAUCAGCUGCAGCCAGGGGCGGAGCCUCAAGGGAUCUUUGCACCUUAGAGACUGAAGAGCGUCCUGAACGUUUGGACUUCAGAACCUCAACAGAACCGGCAGGUCCACCUGCUGCUGCAGGAGCCUCCUCCAUGGUUUCUCCUGCAGCACCUGAACGCACCGCGGUGAUGUUUAACCUUCUCCUCCAUGGUUUCUCCUGCAGCACCUGAACGCACCGCGGUGAUGUUUAACCUUCUGCAUCUUUACUGAGAAGCUUUUAUUUCCUGUUUUUAUAAAAACUAGGUCAGAACUCCUCAGAACCCGACCGGUCCGAUCCAGAACCCACCUGCUAAGGAUGUUGACAUGUAUUCCUCACAGACUAAAUAUUACUCCUUCACCAGCAGGAGGCGCUGCUGCAGCAGAACCCAGGGGAUCUGGACCCGGUUCCCCUGAAGGUUCUGGUGCUGCUCAGUGGCUUCAUGUUGAUUAACUAAAUGAUGUGAAUGUAAACUUCUGUAAAACAUUUAAAUAAAGAUUAUAUGUGUGUAAACCAUCUUCUAAUUGGACCCACAGAACCGGGCCCGGUUCUGUUGAGUGUACCAGCGUUCCGUCACUGUAACGGUGCAAUACUAGAUGUCCUGGAGAACCGGACCUGCUCACCAAACCUAGCAGAACCUGGAACCAGAACUGGUUCUAAGGGCCAAAUGUUCUGAAGAACCCAGCAUAGAAACAGAACCAGAACCAGAUUCUGCUGGACUGAAGCCCAGCAGCACCGGUGUCACUCUGUGGGAGGAUUCUCCCACCAGGGCUGCCAGGAGGUUCUGGUUCCAGACCCACUAAAGCCAGAACCUGCAGCAGAACCAACCUGAGGUACCAGAAGCGGGCCCGGUUGGGUCGGGUCGGGUCAGAGAAGAGAGGAGGCGUGGUUCUUGGUCUAGAAGCUUUAUUGAUAACUGUUUACAUCUCACAGAGCAUUCCACAGAACCAGCACAGGUGAAGAAUGAAGUCGCUCACAAUCAGAACACAGACGCCCAGCGGUACCGGCUCACCGGCCCACCGGGCCCAGGCCCGGUUCGGCGUUAAAUAAUCGGCUGGGCGGAGACGGCGGGGAUGACGAUGAUGAGCUAACGAGGUUAACGAGCUCUACGUGGUUCUAGCUACAGCUACUGAGAAGCGAUGAAGAUUUAGUACUAGCCUCCUCCUCCUCUUCCUCCUCUUCCUCCUCCAGGGGUCCGAGGCCCGUCUGGCAGCAGCCGGCAGAACCGUCAGAAGAUCUGGGCUCCAGAACCAGACGCGCCGCCUGACCCUGGUGGAGCGGCUCCGCCCUCCUGCGGUACGCUGAGGGCGAGGGGGGCGGGGCUUAACGUGCCUCUGGGACUCUGAUUGGCUCACAGAAACGUAAAUAAACGGAUCAUCGUCAUCAAACCGACCGGACCUUCCCCAGAACCACAAAAUAAGGAAUUCUGAACUGGAAAAAAAAAAA
Molecule: messenger RNA, 4948 nt
Organism: Fundulus heteroclitus (mummichog)
Lineage: Eukaryota; Metazoa; Chordata; Actinopteri; Cyprinodontiformes; Fundulidae
Gene: mmrn2a
Product: multimerin 2a
Exons: 10
Coding region: 568-3474 (968 amino acids)
Molecular function (GO): protein binding
Source: RefSeq, a predicted model, not a curated record